CCUAAUCCGGUUCUCGAUUCUUGUCACGGAGACUGCGCAUCACCUUGUAAGGUCGUCAUAGGCCUUCCCCUUCCUUCGCCUCGCUAAACUUCCAAGCCUCUGCUGAACAAUCCACUCGGCAUCUCUAUCAAUUUGACACGUUCACAGCAAUCCUUUACCCUAACAUCCUUCUGUCUUGAUCUUCUACAACCCUCCAGUUGUCGUUCUCCUCGCCGUAGGACUGCGCAUCGUCUCCGUGACAAUCUACCAUGUCUGUAGAUCUCCAGCCGGCCGAAUUGGGCUUCCGACGCCCUUUCAAUCGCGAAGUUACCGAGAUUCUCAAGCUCACGAAUGGCAAUAGCCAGCCUGUGGCCUUCAAGGUCAAGACUACAGCCCCUAAGCAAUACUGUGUGCGACCGAACUCUGGUAUCAUCGCGCCCAAUGAAUCUGUCGAUGUUCAAGUCCUCCUACAAGCAAUGAAAGAAGAACCUCCGCUGGACGCCAAAUGCCGGGAUAAGUUCCUCGUUCAGUCCGUCCUCACUUCAGCCGAUCAAGAUCCCAAUGUCACAACGCUCUGGCAGACGGUGGAGAAGACGGCCAAAACCAGCAUUCAAGAAAGGAAAAUCCGUGUCAACUUCCUCCCUGCCACUGCAGCCACACCCAACGGCGUGUCUUCUCACGAAGAGCAACCGCCGGCCUACUCUUCCCCGACUCCGCAGUUCGGCUCCCCCGCUCAGCAAUCAUCAACCAACGUAUCAGCCGCCGAAUCCGUCAAGACAUCGGUGGCUAAUGCCGCGGAAGCGACUGGCCUCACCACUGCUGCUUCUACUGUUGCCAGCGCCGUCCCCACCUCAAACGAGGAGUUGAAGGAACAGUUAACAGCCGCAAAGGCCCAGAUUCAGAAAUUGACAAGCCAGCUGCAAGAUCCACAAUUCCGGCAGAGAAAGGCGCAGGAGGCGAACGAGAAAGUCCAGGCGGUGGUACAGCAGAGCCACGAGUCAGGAGUUCCACUGCAAAUCGUGGCCGCGCUAUGUCUACUCAGCUUCCUCAUCGCUUACCUCUUUUUCUAGAGGGAAUCCGUAUAGCUUGGAUAUUGGGAUUGUGUGAACCAGUCAAGAUAUACCCUUUUGUGGUAGCGAACCGCGCCACGCAGAGACGAAAUGAGACGAGUAGCGGGUACCAGUGGGUUGUGUGGAGUUGCGCGCAAUAUCUGGAUUGCGCUGGACGGUGGAAGUUCCCAAGGGUUUGCUUCCAGCAAUGUUUUGGAAGGUCGCGAAGUGAGAUCGAGUAUCGACAUCCCGAGAAAAUGUGUCUCACGGAGACGAGUAAUGGAGCAAGGGGCAUUCUGUGCUGAAGUGUGUAUGGAUUUUCCAAUGUAAGCCUAGAACAAGCAAGAGCACGUCAACAUGCAGGUUUCAGAGCUCAAAAACAAAACAAAUACAGUAUUGCAAGUGUCAUAUCUGCCUCUCUCCAGCUGGAUUUGCAUCCUUGAGUGAAGCAGCAAGCAUUUCCUACAGACACCUUGGUCUCUUUCGAAAUCCAGCAUGUGGACGCAUGGAAGGGGGCUUUACAGUUCGGAGAUUUCUCUCAAUCAAGUACGGAUCUUGGACCUAUUCUAGGAGGCUUUCUGCACUGUAAGCUUGGACCUGGCGGAUGUCUUCAUGCUGGACCACCCAAC
Cladophialophora immunda is the source of this 1657-nucleotide messenger RNA. RefSeq lists its product as uncharacterized. NCBI's taxonomy places the organism in Eukaryota, Fungi, Ascomycota, Eurotiomycetes, Chaetothyriales, Herpotrichiellaceae. Gene Ontology annotation, cellular component: endoplasmic reticulum membrane; plasma membrane. The transcript has 5 exons. Gene Ontology annotation, biological process: endoplasmic reticulum membrane organization. Gene Ontology annotation, molecular function: FFAT motif binding. The record is from RefSeq and is a predicted model, not a curated record. The coding region runs from base 249 to 1049 and encodes 266 amino acids.